Messenger RNA from Chelonus insularis, 3016 nucleotides. It is a transcript of the gene Tre1, whose product is annotated as Trapped in endoderm 1. NCBI's taxonomy places the organism in Eukaryota, Metazoa, Arthropoda, Insecta, Hymenoptera, Braconidae. The record is from RefSeq and is a predicted model, not a curated record. Gene Ontology annotation, biological process: G protein-coupled receptor signaling pathway. Gene Ontology annotation, molecular function: G protein-coupled receptor activity. The coding region runs from base 1323 to 2303 and encodes 326 amino acids. Gene Ontology annotation, cellular component: membrane. The transcript has 3 exons.
GUUAUGAUGACGAUGAACGCUAGACACACUCGCGUUUUAACUCGGAACAAGAUCAGACGUGUUUGGGCGUUCGUGUACGUUCAUCAUUUUUAAUUGGUGAAUAUUUUUUUUUUAUUAUUUGUAUACCUCCAUUAAUAACAAUUCAUUGAUUCAUUGAUAAUCAUCAUGGAUUAAGUGAUUUAGGAAUCAUUAAUUUUAGCUAUGAUUCUUGAACAUCAAAACAUUAUUUUUCAAUUAGUAUAUUUAUUAAUAAUCAAAUGAUAAAUUAUCAUUGACAUUCAACUAAUGCUGCUAAUUGUUAAAUUCGAUUAUUUUAAAAGUAUUCCAAUCGUUAAGUAAUUCAUUAAUAGACUAACAUUUGUGCAAAUAGUUUAUCACAGUUUCAAUCAAAUUAAAAACGAGGAGAAAAUUUUUUCUUAUCAUAAUUUUAUAAAUUGUGAAAUUUACACUUAUACUUGGAAAAAAUACGUGUUCUAUCAAGCGGAAGUGGUUACUGAUGAUAUUCCAUUUCGUUCUCCAGGACAUAGUGGCUGAUGGAUGCGGUAAGAACUUGUAAAUAUUACGAACAUUUGAAAGGAGACGCCAAGAGAAGGAAGGAAAAGCGUAAGCUAAUUCGAGUGUUGGAAAAGAGAUAAGAAAUUCUCUGACUCUCUAGUGCGCGCACAUAUCGCAAAAGGGAACACCAGACGGGGAUAGUUGAUGAGUGCAUGGGGCAAGUUUGUCAGUCCCUGAAGAGCAACCAGUUUCGGAACUGAACUCUAUCUGGUUGUUAGCCAUUUAAUUACUAUUAUUAUCCUCAUCCUAAAUGGAAUAAACAUCAACAACAAUUGUUUGUGAGUGCAAAAUUGAAAAUUCAGCUUGCGUCAAUAAAACUAUUUUCAAAGACUUUGAUUGAGUUUAAAAGCACGUACGAAUGAGAAUUCAAGCUCAUAAAUAUCUCAUCGAUAGUAUAUUUUUAAGUAUUUUGCUUUAUACUUAUUAUGGUCACAAAAGAAACUAAAAGUUACAAUUAAAAAACUCACUUCUGUUGAAAUGGCAUAAUUCGAUGAAUAAUUUAUUCCUUACAUUUUGCCUUGCAAUGUAAAAAAGGCUGAGUAAAGUUGAUAAAUAGCAAGAAAAAUUGUAAACUUAUGAGUGUACAUUUGCCUAUCCUGCAGUGACUCAUCAAUCACCAUAGACACGUGCUCAAACGUAACUGUCAAUAUCUCAAGAGUGAUCUUUUGAUUGCACAGAAUGUUAAGAAACUGAACUUAAAAAAUUACUAGUCAAGUGUAUUGAACUUUAACCAGUGAAAACAAAAAAUUCUAAAUAAAUUUUCAAAAAUGAAUGCAUCUGAGCAUCCUUAUCCAAGACCUGUAACAAUUAUCGCAGCAGUAUGUGCAAUUCUCUUUAGUGUCGUUGGUAUCCUUGGCAAUGCAGUGACAGUAAUUGCAUUAUUGAAAUACACUAGACUACGAAGACACGCAACUACAGCAUUUGUUAUAAGUCUUAGUGUCUCAGACUUGAUUUUCUCAGCUGUGAACCUGCCACUCACAGCUAGCAGAUAUCUAAAUGAAGCAUGGGUUCUAGGAGAAACACUCUGUCAAGUAUUUCCAUUUUUUUUCUACGGUAAUGUUGCUGUAUCCCUUCUCAGUAUGGUCGCCAUAACCAUCAACAGGUAUGUCCUCAUAUCUCAAUCAGAUAUUUAUGCAAGACUUUAUACAACCCGAGGAAUAGUAAUAAUGCUCGUCGUGAUUUGGGUAUUUAGUUUCUCACUACUACUUCCUCCCCUCACAGGAAUAUGGGGAACACUUGGACUGGAAGCUAAAACAUUCUCAUGUACAAUUUUGCCUAAAGAUGGUAAAAGUCCUAAAAAAAUGUUAUUUGUGAUUGGCUUCAUUAUUCCUUGCGUUGUAAUAAUUGUCUCUUACCUCUGUAUCUACUGGAAAGUUCGUAAGAGUCGUAAGAAUCUGGAAGCACACAUGGGCAUGCGAAAAAAUAUCGGCUUUCAACGCCGGGAAGAUUCCAGGGUCACGAAACUUAUGCUUACCAUAUUUUUAUGUUUUUUGCUCUGCUUUUUACCCCUUAUGUUAGUGAACGUGAUUGAUGACAAGGUUAAUGUACCAAUUCUACAUGUGGUUGCAUCUAUUUUAGCGUGGGCAUCUUCAGUUAUUAAUCCGUUCAUUUAUGCUGGCACUAACAAGCUCUAUAGAGAAGCUUACAGACAGGUAUUGUGCCCGAUAACAAGCAGUAAAAGCAACGUUCCUGGUGUAAAACCCACGUGUUCGCAUUCAAGCAAAGUUUCAUCACCGCAAAUCACAUGAAUUCACUUUCUCUCAAUAUUUUAAGUUGAUCGAAAUGAUAGAGAUAAUACUAAAAAUUAUAGUAAAUUAAAAUCAUUCUUAUCAAGAAUGAAAUAACUUAAAAAAAAGAUGAUUAAUGAAACAACAUGAGUUAUAUGUAUAAAAGUAUGCAAUUUAUUUAAAAAAUAUUGUGCAUAUCUGGUUAUUAACCAGGAACAACUUCUUUGAAUUAUCUUUUGACUUAAUUGUGUUUUGUAAUAAUUUCUAUUAUAUUUUUUAAAUGAUUGCUAAUCCUUUAGUUAACGUCUAUUAAGUUGUUACAAAACAUUCAGUACGUUAAUUUAAUUCCAACAUUUGAAACAUUCGAAGAUAAAUGUGUUUAUUUAUCUGCUCUUGUUAUUUUUUACGAUUACGCUAUGAGUAUUUUAAAUACUAUCUUUUUAAAAAAUGUAUAAUUAAUUAGUUUAUAUAGUACGAUUAAUUAUUUACGCAUUGCGAAAAAUUAUUGCAACAAUCAGCCAUAAAUAAUAUAUAAAUGAUGAAUAAAAAUUUAUUUUUUUAAAUAGAUAUGUGAACUCUUAAUUUUUGUACUUUGAUGAGUAUAUAAGUUUAUGGAAAUAUUCAAAUGAUGAUUCUGUGACGAGUAAUAACAAAAAAAGGGAGAUGCAUAAGAUCAUGAAAUAUUCGUGGUAUGUAGAAGUGUAAAAUAAUAAAGCAGUAUUACAGUACAUUAA